GGCCGAAUCGACCGGUUCUCUGGCCAAUGAAAGCAAAGUAUUGGUACUAUUCUCGGGCGGAACCAUCGGAAUGAUGAAGAACCAUAAGGGAGUAUAUGCGCCAAAAGCUGGUGCUUUGGUGCCGGCCCUCCGAAAGUACCCCCAACUCCACGAUCCGGAAUAUGUGAUCAAACAUAUGAAAAUGCCUGAGAAUCAGUCACCACUUGUCUUACCAGAUACGGGCGAAUCAAGUCGUGUUGUGUACACCAUCUAUGAAUACGAGCCUUUGUUGGACUCAUCCAACUUCACGGUUGACGACUGGAUCACUAUCGCACUCGAUAUACAGCGAAAUUACCAUCACUUCAACGGUUUUGUUAUACUUCACGGAACCGAUACAAUGUCAUACACGGCGUCCGCUCUGUCCUAUAUGUUGGAGAAUUUGGGCAAAACAGUGGUCAUAACCGGGAGUCAAAUCCCAUUGUUUGAGCCCCGAAGCGAUGGCCGCGAAAACUUACUCAAUUCGUUGAUAAUUGCGGGCAAUUAUUGUAUACCAGAAGUGACGAUACUAUUUAACAAUAAGCUCAUGCGAGGGAACCGCACCUGUAAAGUGUCCACAAGUCAUUUGGACGCAUUUGAUUCGCCAAAUAUGGCCCCUUUGGUCACAAUCGGCAUCACUAUUAAUGUCGACUGGAACAGUGUCUUCCGGUGGCCAACAGUUGCCAAGUUCUGCGUCCAUUCGAUUCUGUCGCCAAAUGUGGGACUUUUACGACUGUUUCCAAGUAUAUCGUUAGAAACGGUUCGGGCCUUUUUAACACAUCCCAUAGAGGGUGUGGUUCUCCAGACAUACGGCGCCGGGAAUGCGCCGUCCAAUCGGCGCGACAUUCUGGAAGAGUUCCGUAAAGCCACAGAUCGGGGCGUUAUUAUUGUUAAUAUAACCCAAUGCUGGAGCGGACAAGUGGUGGCCAGUUAUGAGACGGGCAACGCUCUCGUCGAGGCCGGAGUCAUAUCCGGUUCAGAUAUGACACCCGAGGCCUGUCUCACCAAACUUUCAUAUGUUUUGAGUAAACAAGAGUGGGAUAACAAACAGAAGAGA
Molecule: messenger RNA, 1072 nt
Organism: Medioppia subpectinata
Lineage: Eukaryota; Metazoa; Arthropoda; Arachnida; Sarcoptiformes; Oppiidae
Source: the annotation of a GenBank genome assembly